Messenger RNA from Thecamonas trahens ATCC 50062, 1287 nucleotides. RefSeq names its product elongation factor 1-alpha. The transcript is spliced from 3 exons. NCBI's taxonomy places the organism in Eukaryota, Apusomonadida, Apusomonadidae. Gene Ontology annotation, molecular function: GTP binding; GTPase activity; translation elongation factor activity. The record is from RefSeq and is a predicted model, not a curated record. Gene Ontology annotation, biological process: translation; translational elongation. The coding region runs from base 1 to 1287 and encodes 428 amino acids.
AUGGCGGCCACCAAUGAGAAAACCCACAUCAACAUUGUGGUGAUCGGACAUGUGGACUCGGGCAAGUCGACAACAACAGGGCAUCUAAUCUACAAGUGCGGCGGGAUCGACGCUCGGCAGAUCGCCAAGUUUGAGCAGGAGGCAGGUGAGGCCGGCAAAGGCUCGUUCAAGUACGCUUGGGUGCUGGACAAGCUCAAGUCUGAGCGCGAACGGGGUAUCACCAUCGACAUCUCGCUGUGGAAGUUUGAGACGAACAACUACUAUGUGACGGUCAUCGACGCACCGGGCCACCGCGACUUUAUCAAGAACAUGAUCACAGGAACCUCGCAGGCCGACUGCGCCGUGCUGGUCAUUGACGGGACCCGUGGCGGCUUCGAGGCUGGCAUCUCCAAGGACGGGCAGACGCGCGAGCACGCGCUGCUCGCGUACACGCUCGGCGUCAAGCAGCUAAUUGUGGCGGUCAACAAAAUGGACGCCGACUCGGUCCAGUUCUCGCAGCAGCGGUUUGAGGAGAUCGUGGCCGAGGUCAAGAGCGCCAUCAAGAAGGUCGGGUACAACCCGAAGAAGGUCACCUUUGUCCCCAUUUCGGGCUGGACUGGUGACAACAUGCUCGAGCCGUCGAGCAACAUGUCAUGGUGGACAGGGCCGACGCUGCUGGAGGCGCUGGACAGCAUCAAGGCGCCGACGCGGGCGACCGAGCGUCCGCUCCGCAUCCCCGUUCAGGACGUGUAUGUCAUUGACGGCCUUGGCACUGUCCCGGUCGGGCGAGUCGAAGCCGGCGUCAUCCAGCCGGGCAUGGCUAUCCAGUUUGCGCCCUCGGGUGCUGUUGCCGAGUGCAAGUCGGUUGAGAUGCACCACGAGCAGCUGGAAGCCGGCAACGCCGGGGACAGUAUUGGGUUUAACGUCAAAAGCCUUGGCAUCUCCGAUAUCGAGCGCGGCUUUGUGGCGUCCAACGCCAACGACAACCCGGCCCAGGAGGUCGGCUCGUUUGUGGCCCAGAUCAUUGUCCUCAACCACCCGUUGUUCAUUUCCACAGGCUACAUGCCCAUGAUCGACUGCCACACCGCUCACAUUGUCUGCCGCUUUGAUGAGCUCAUUUCCAAGCUUGACAAGCGGACCGGCAAGGUUGUCGAGGAGUCACCGCGGUCCAUUGCCGUCGGCGACGCCGCCCUCGUCCGCCUUGUUCCGCUCAUGCCCAUGUGCUCUGUCGAAAUCAAGGAACAGGCCCCGUCCGGCAAGAAGGGCAAGAAGAAGGGCAAGGGUGGUAAGGGCGGCAAGAGAAAGUAA